UGACCUCAUAUUUCAGAAAAGAGGAAAGAGACGAUGCGGAGAUUCGUGGCGGAACGCGCAAGAAAGUUGAUCACAUCCACAUCUUCUUCUUCUUCUUCUUCCUGUAUCACUCAAACUAGCAAUAAUCCAAAAAUAAUCACAAAUCCAUUCUUAUCAAAUACUAGAUACAGUAAUUAUUCAACAGCCAUGUCUUUUCCUAAUUCAGUAACCAUUGAUUCUAUUAAUCCCAAGGUUCUGCAAUGUGAGUAUGCUGUUCGUGGAGCCAUUGUCAAUCAAGCACAGAAGUUGCAAGAGGAGAUAAAAGAAAACCCGGGAUCUCAUCCUUUUGAUGAGAUACUUUACUGUAAUAUUGGAAAUCCUCAAUCUCUUGGCCAGCAGCCAAUUACCUUCUUCAGAGAGGUUCUUGCAUUGUGCAAUCAUCCGGUCAUUUUGGAUAAAAGUGAAACACAAGGCUUGUUCAGUGCUGAUUCAAUAGAGCGAGCUUGGCAAAUUCUAGAUCAGAUGCCAGGAAGAGCAACCGGAGCUUACAGUCACAGUCAGGGUGUUAAGUGCUUACGUGAUGCUGUGGCAGCUGGAAUUGCUGCUCGGGAUGGUUUCCCUGCUGAUCCAAAUGACAUAUUUCUCACUGAUGGUGCAAGCCCUGCAGUUCAUAUGAUGAUGCAAUUAUUGAUAAGCUCAGAGAAAGACGGUGUUCUUUGCCCCAUCCCUCAGUACCCUUUGUACUCUGCCUCAAUUGCGCUGCAUGGUGGUUCUCUUGUGCCUUACUAUCUCGAUGAGGCUACCGGUUGGGGAUUGGAAGUUUCUGAACUUAAGAAACAGUUGGAAGAUGCCAAAUCAAAAGGCAUCACCGUUCGAUCCUUGGUAGUGAUAAAUCCAGGAAAUCCAACUGGUCAGGUUCUAGCAGAGGAAAACCAGCGGGCAAUUGUGGAAUUCUGUAAGAAGGAAAAUUUGGUUCUUCUAGCAGAUGAGGUCUACCAAGAAAAUGUUUAUGUUGAGGACAAGAGUUUCCACUCAUUCAAGAAGGUUGCUAGGUCAAUGGGAUAUGGCGAGAAGGACAUCUCAUUAGUAUCUUUCCAGUCUGUUUCUAAAGGUUAUCACGGUGAGUGCGGAAAGAGAGGUGGUUAUAUGGAGGUUACUGGUUUCAGUCCUGAAGUGAGAGAGCAGAUUUACAAAGUAGCAUCAGUAAACCUUUGUUCAAACAUCUCUGGACAAAUUCUUGCAAGUCUUGUGAUGAACCCACCAAAGGUUGGGGAUGAAUCUUUUGAAUCUUAUUCAGCUGAGAAAAAUGGAAUUUUAUCUUCUCUAGCCAGACGUGCCAAGGCACUAGAAGAUGCAUUCAAUAGCUUAGAAGGUGUCACAUGCAACAAAGCUGAAGGAGCAAUGUAUUUGUUCCCACGUAUUCACCUCUCUCAAAAAGCAAUCAAGGCUGCAGAAUCCGCAAAGACAGCCCCAGAUGCAUUUUAUGCAAAACGCCUCCUAGAAGCUACUGGUAUUGUUGUAGUACCUGGAUCUGGCUUUGGACAGGUUCCCGGCACAUGGCACAUUAGAUGCACAAUUCUACCUCAAGAAGAAAAGAUCCCCGCUAUCAUCACACGGUUGACAGACUUCCACCAAGCUUUCAUGGCUGAGUUCCGUGAUUGAGGAGUUUUCUCUCCCAUCCCAUAAACAUAAAACAUAUAUCCGCAAGCCAUCAUCAUGGUCAUAAUAAAGUGAAACCCAUCCAUUUUAGUUUUAUAGAUGGAAACUUAGAUAACAGUUAAUAGAGGUUUUGAAUUUUGUUUAUGCUGCGGCGUGCUUGUAUCUGAACAUCAAAACAUUUAAAUUUCAUAGAAUGGGCAGUGGGUUAAAUUAUGUAAUUUAAAAGCUUUACAUCUCUUAAGUUUCAUCAUUUCCUGCAGCCUUCUUAAGUUAAAUUGUGUAAUUUAAAGUUUUAAACAUGUAAUUAAAAGGAGGUUUUACCUAUUUCCUAU
Molecule: messenger RNA, 1970 nt
Organism: Papaver somniferum (opium poppy)
Lineage: Eukaryota; Viridiplantae; Streptophyta; Magnoliopsida; Ranunculales; Papaveraceae
Product: alanine aminotransferase 2-like
Exons: 15
Coding region: 34-1641 (535 amino acids)
Biological process (GO): biosynthetic process
Molecular function (GO): L-alanine:2-oxoglutarate transaminase activity; pyridoxal phosphate binding
Source: RefSeq, a predicted model, not a curated record